Pyrus x bretschneideri (Chinese white pear) is the source of this 2048-nucleotide messenger RNA. RefSeq names its product transcription initiation factor TFIID subunit 11. The record is from RefSeq and is a predicted model, not a curated record. Lineage: Eukaryota; Viridiplantae; Streptophyta; Magnoliopsida; Rosales; Rosaceae. Bases 252 to 977 code for a protein of 241 amino acids. The transcript has 2 exons.
AAUUUAAAUAAAUAAAUAUUAUGAAAUUUGCUAACAAAUAAAGCCCUAAAAAAAUUAGGAGUUACUAAAACCGGGCGAAAUUUCUUCGUGCCGCCAGGCGGCGGACCUCUCGUACGAAUUGAGAUCCCUCAAGGGCCUCAACUACUCCCUCUCUUCGUGGCGUUUUAAAACCCUAAAACUCACCAUCCCAAGAGCUCCAAUCUCUCUACCUGCUAACCUCUCACUAAAGCCAGUCCUUCUGCAGCUCACUCAUGGCUGAAACUAAGGACCAAGGCGAACCCACAUUUCCAGCGAAGCGCAAACCCGAUCUCAGCUGCGGUGACCAGCCCGACUGCCCCAACAAAACCCAGAAGCUUGAAGUUCCCGAUGACAGUCCGUCGGCUGCCGAAGCUAAAAGUCAAACCCCAGAAAAUUUCAAAAACAAUUCCUCCGCUGGCGAAGAGAAAACCUGUAAGUUUGAAGCCAAUGCUGACCUUGAAGACGAAGACGAGGAGGAAGAUUACGAAGAAGAAGAAGAAGAAGAUGAAAAGUCUAAUGGGAAGGCGGAGAUGGAUCGCAAGGGGAAGGGGAUUAUGAGAGAUGACAAGGGCAAAGGGAAACUGGUAGAAGAAGAUGACGACGACAGCGACGAUGAUUCGAGCGACGGCGGAAGCGAAUUCGAAGACGGAGACAGCGAUUUGUCGGAUGAUCCUCUUGCGGAGGUCGAUUUGGAUAACAUUCUUCCUUCGAGGACUCGGAGACGGCAGGUGCAGCCUGGAGUUUACAUUGCUAAUGACAAUGGAAUGAAGAAGAAGAAGACGACAGUGAUGACAGCGAUGAUUGAGUUGAGGAGGAAGAUUAUGAAUGGUGUUGCCUAUGUGGUCAUUCUGGAUCUGGAAGACUUCAGUGUCGGUAAUAUACGCAUUGGUUAUACCUGCAUAGGGAAAUUUUGGUACUUAUCUGCAAGGCUGGUGAUUGUUUGCUACCUAUCUUUAUGAGGAAUCGAGGACCAAGUUCUAUUGUCCCCUAUACGUGGUGCCACUCUGGAGACACGGUUUGUGACUACCUGUACUACAUGUUUUCCGUUCUACGUUGGUUGUAUAAAUGUUGCUCUAUUUCCUCUCCUCUUGCUUUGGCUGACACAACAUAUGGGGUUAACUGGAGAUAACCAUGUCUUAGAUUUUACUGGUGGUUAUGCACAUAUUUGUGGACCGGAGAGGUGCAACUUAUACGGUCUAUGCUGCCCCGCUUCGUCUAUCUAUGCAGGUGGUCUUUUCCUGUUUCUUUUCGUUUUUUCUUUUGGUCUGAGAUGAUUUUGUAUUGAAAUGAUUUCCGUACAGUCAUUUCCUUCUUUUGCACUCUCCUUUUGUUUUCAUCCGUUGAUUCUCUUUUGAUUUAUUCAGUAUUAGAACUAAAAAGAAAAGAGGAGUGCAAGGGAGAAAAAAUGGGUGUGGAAAUCAUUUUCGUAUGUAGGAAUGCCCCCAACUUGGGCUUUGGCCCAUAAGUUGGGACCCUUUCACUUUGGUGGACAGAAAGCUGAAAAGGCCUAAAAGCAAGUCUUAAUCUCCAUAUCAGGCCAUUAGCUAGCGAUCCGAAAAAUCUGCACCUGGCUGGACCAUCUGUCGUUCUGACAGACGUAAUGAAUUCAACUCCCACUCCAUGGCCUAGCCGUUGUCAGCCGUAAUUCUCCUUCUUCCUUUAUCUUCCAAGAGGGGAAGGGAAGAUGACAUCAUCAUCAUCAUCAUCAUCAUCAACGACCUAGCUAGCUAUUAGCUAACAGUACCAACAGUUAUGUGGUCCUUUGUGUCUCUCUCUUGUUGUCUUGUUAUAUGGAUACUACGUAGUUUUGACUGGAGGCCAAUACCACCACCACGACCACGACCACCCAUUCAUAUUGUCUGGGUUUGCUUUGGAUUACUUACUAUCAAGGCACGGUGGUGGGGACAGAUACUUGUAGCUUCUAUAUCACUUGCUUGGGAUUGGGACCAGGUUUUCUAAUUUACGCGACAAUUAUGCGUAGAGUACAUUUGAGGACAUCUUCUAGUUAUAUAUGAUAUGCCUUGCCCCUC